CUCUACCCUUGGUCUAUUCUGAGGCUGGCAGAGCAAGACCCAGAUAUGGUGUAGUAUAACAGGAAAGAAACAAGAAACCUAUACAGCAUGGAGGGAGGCCUGUGUUGAAGUUAGAGGAGUAUCCGACUAAGCAGUCACUGUGGAUUGUGGGAAGUGGAGGCGGAGUGCGACAUGCAGAAUGAGGCCCCGGGCCCGGCAGCCGCCAGUGCCAGCAGCAUCAGUACGACUCCCAGUGUCACCACUAGCCUGGUCACUACUAGCAGCACUGGGAGGCCAACCCUGCCCCACAUCUCUGUCUACGCUGGGAUCCCAGGUAGACAGACUGCUCAGGUGAUCCAACAAGCGCUCCACAGACAACCCAGCACGGCAGCCCAGUACCUGCAGCAGAUGUAUGCAGCCCAGCAGCAGCACCUCAUGCUUCAGACAGCAGCCCUCCAACAGCAGCAGCAACUGAGCAACACUCAGCUCCAGAGGCUUGCCGGUGUGCAACAGGUCCAUGCUACCAUAGUGGCAGGAAGACAGAGCUCCAACCAGAUUUGGACCUCCUCUCACCAGACAUGUUCCACACAGCCCACUGUAAACCCGGCCACGCCUCCAGCAGCGGCCCAGAUAAUCAGCAGAGUCCAGAGUGUUAGCUCCACUCCCACCUGUAUCCCCCAGCAGGCUGUGCUCCUAGGCAACGCCUCCAGCCUCGUCCUCACCGCUAGCCAAGCUCAGAUGUAUCUGCGGGCUCAGAUGCUCAUCUUCACCCCAACUGCAGCUGUUGCCACUGUCCAAUCAGCAGCCUCAUCACAGUCUGCCACCAACCAACAAUCUGCUAGUGCACAGGUGCAGAACCUUGCCAUCUGUAGUCAGCAGGGGGCCCACUCCUCCUCUCAGCUCCAGGGCCUUCAUCUCAAACAGAUGUCUGGAGGGGCCCAAGUCUCCCUGGCUGGUCAGCUCAGGGAUCCAACCCAGGGGCCGCAGGGAGCACAACUGGGGUCCCUGGCGGCCCCAUCAGAGGGGGGGCAGAAAGGUGAGGGCCACUUGGUGACCAUGAGCCGCAGUGUGAUGGCCGUCAGCAGUCACCCCCUCAUCAGCCCAGGUAGACCACACUCAAAGCGCCCUGUUCAAGCGUACGCACAAAUCCAGACGCACCAGUUUCUGCAGCAGCAAAAACAGCAGCAGUUUGUGUUCCAGCAGCAGCGACACCAGACCCAGCAGCUUUCUCUGAGGGGCCAGGCCCCAGUGCUACACACAGCCUCCAUCCACAGUCACUCUCAGGCCCAGAUGCUACAGGCCCUGGCUAUCCAGCCCCCGCCCAAGGAGGGCCCCGUCCCUGUACUUCCCAAACCAUUUGUCUCUGCCAAUGUUCCUAGCCAGCAGGCCACCAUCUUUCACUCUACCGUCAGUCCCCAGAUUCUUACCCACAACGGGCCAUCCCCUGUGGUCACCCAGACCCAGGCUGCUCCGCUGCCCAACACCAAGUUAGUGCAGAUGGCUGCAGUAGACCUCCAGAUCCAGCCAACUGCUCUUACACCAGCCUCUCAGCUGGUUCAGGAUAGUGCUGGCAAGGAGCUGCCCACGUCUGAGGUAGUCACGGAGAACAGCUCCACUCCCCUCAUACAGCAGCCAACAGCCCCUCCUAUUCUUGAGGUCAUCACUAUUGAGCAAUGCCCAUCGGAUCCCAGCAACCCCACCACACCCACUGGAGCAGGUAAGGGAGACGCUGAGUGGCUGAAUGCGCAACCAGGUGCAGGCUCACUUCCAGUCAUGACCUCAGGGAAUGGGAACAAUGCGCCCAUGGUGACAGGCAGUACCCCACAGAAUGGCGAGAGCAAACUGCCUCAAGCCAUAGUGAAACCCCAGAUCCUCACCCACUUUAUUGAGGGAUUUGUGAUCCAGGAGGGAGCAGAGCCUUUCCCUGUGGAACGCCCGUUGUCGUUGCUGAUCGAGAACCUGAAGAAACACAAACAGCAGACGCACUCUGAUUCUGAGAAGACGACGACCUCCUCCAACAGCACCACUGACUCUGAGAUGGAGGACCUAUCACAGCAAGAGCUGAAGCAGCAAGAGGAGCCCACCCUGACGUGUGAGCUGUGUGGCAGAGUGGACUUUGCCUACAACUUCAAGAGAUCCAAGAGGUUCUGCUCCACAGUGUGUGCCAAACGGUACAAUGUGGGGUGUACAAAGCGAAUGGGCCUCUUUCCAAAUCGACAAACCACGAUGGAGAAACUGAAGAAGCAGAGAACAUCCAAUGGGAACCACCAGAAAUCAAGCUCCGAGACCAAAAAACUGACUCCCAUUACUGGGCAACAACCUGGGGGUGGAUCGGUGACGUCCAGCCACCCCUCUCACCCUGGUCACAGAGAGUUCAGCCAGUGUUUAGACAUGUCCAGCUACGAGGGUCCCCCUUCACCCCCACUGUCUGCUGCCAGCUCUAGUGCUCCCAGGUCCCAGGCGGGCAGAGGGGCAGAGCACAUGGAGGGCGGUGGACAAGAGCUGCCCCUCCUUUCCCAGCACUUCCAGCCCAGAGACCCGGCCAAGUGGAACGUGGAGGAGGUCUACGAGUUCAUCUGCUCCCUGCCAGGUUGCCUGGCGAUAGCCGAGGAGUUCCGCUCGCAGGAGAUCGACGGCCAGUCCUUGCUGCUGCUGAAAGAGGACCACCUCAUGGGCACCAUGAACAUCAAACUGGGGCCUGCGCUCAAGCUCUUUGCCGAGAUCAGUAUGCUGAGAGACUCGUAACCCCUCCUCUCUGGAGCCACUCCACACUGCCGGAAAGUGUCCAGAACACCGUAUUUAUACGGUACUCUGACCAGGCUCAAGCCUACCGCUGUGGCAGGUUGGUCCCACGGGGGUGGAGGAUGGACGAAAGGUGUCUCUGUUUCAUAGAAGCUGAUGGUCCAUAGCAUAUUGACAACGCUAUCUGAGUUUAGAGCUUUGCCUCUUUGGACUCUCCUAUGCAAUGCAGGAACCGUUAGCUACUGAAUGAGUUGUACUGUGGAUGUUGUACUGUGCACAAGGAACUUAUCCAGCUAGACUCAAAUGGACAAGGUGGUACUUAAGUUCAUAAAUGCCGUUACUAGUAGUUAGAGAUUCUCUGGUACAUCUGUAUACUUUUUUAGCCAGUAAUUCUGAAAGUAGCGCUCACGAGCCAAAAGUGGUCCCUGAAAAUUGCGUACUACGUAACAUAUGUGCCGAUAUGUGCAUCACGUCAUUGCUCUCUCUCUCUGCUGUGUGCGUCUUGCUAGCUGUCACUCAAAUAGUGAGGGGCUGAAGCACAUUGGUUGGAACUCGAAUUGUUAGGGGGCUGGCCCACAUGGGGGAAAAUGUAGGGAAAAUGGCACGGCACAGCUUCCAGUAAACAGCCUCUUUCAAACUAAGAUUUUGUGGCUAAUUGAGGUAAAGUAAUUCUGCUCAGAUUAUGCAUUUAUGAACUACACAUGUCACAUGCACCAAAUACAACAGGUGUAGACUUUACAGUGAAAUGCUUACUUACGAGCCCAUUCCCAACAAUGCAGAGUUAAAAUAUGAGGCGCAUAUUUGCUAAAUUAAAAGGAAAUGCACAUCCAGCCUGAAGUGGGAGGUUUAAAAAUAUAUGAACUCAGCAUAAAAUAAACGUCUUCUCACUGUCAACUGCUUUUAUUUUCAACAAACUUAACAUGUACAUAUUUGUAUGAACAUAAGAUUCAACAACUGAUACAAACUGAACAAGUUCCACAGACAUGUGACUAACAAAAAUUGAAU
Molecule: messenger RNA, 3726 nt
Organism: Oncorhynchus mykiss (rainbow trout)
Lineage: Eukaryota; Metazoa; Chordata; Actinopteri; Salmoniformes; Salmonidae
Source: RefSeq, a predicted model, not a curated record